Molecule: messenger RNA, 1413 nt
Organism: Cryphonectria parasitica EP155
Lineage: Eukaryota; Fungi; Ascomycota; Sordariomycetes; Diaporthales; Cryphonectriaceae
Exons: 3
Coding region: 1-1413 (470 amino acids)
Source: RefSeq, a predicted model, not a curated record
AUGCAAUCAAGAGGACGACCAAAUCGAGUUGUCAAACCAAUUGCCCAGCAGCGAAGGCCCAACGCCCACAGGAGGAUCGACGAGGAGCACCUCAACGCCCAUUUUGGCAGCCAUGGCAACACCGCCGCCGACGAUGUGAUGGGCGAUGUCGUGCACGGUUACGGCCGUGGCGACGAGGAUGACGAUGCAGUGACCGAGCCUGAUGCGGACCACGCCCACGUCCAUGCUCAUGACCACGGCGAGGGGCCUCACGCCCAUGUCGACGCCAUGGACCACGACAUGGCGCCCAUGGCACCUAUGGACCCGACCCAGCAGCAUCACCCUCACCCUCACGACCACCACCACCACCACCACCAUCAUCACCACCAGGGCAUUGACGACCUUGCGAACCCAGAGCUGCUCCAGGAUGCGAGUGGCCUCUACGCCGCCGCAGCCGCCGCCGCAGCGGCAGAUCUACAGCCUCCACCGCCUCCUCCACCGCCGCUGGGCUCGACCAUGCCAGCGCCGCAACCUCUCGUCGCAGCGACAGACUUCCAGCCCAACCCAUUACCACAACAACAAGCACGACCACCAACGCCAUCACCACCGCCACCGCCACCACUCCCACCACCUCUCCCCACGCCUCAACCACAAUCAGCACCACCACUACCACCGCCCUCACCACAGACGCAUCAUUCCGCCCCACCCCAAGCCCAGUCUCACAAGACGACCAAAGAGAUGGCCCUCGAGUCCGGCUACGAGGGCUUCAAGGUCGACAGCGCCUUCGCGAAGCGCAUUGGGCAGAUGAUGGGGAGCUGUGCGAACUGCUGGUUCAAUGCCUCUGGGUCGAGGUGUUCGUUUCAUGCGCAUAUUUUACUGACGACGAAACCACCAACUCCCCCUUCCGGUGUAAUAGAGAAGUCACAACCUCCACAGCCAGCCGCCCAUCCAUACGCAGUCCCCGUUCCCAUCCCCACAGCCGCCGCUACCGCCACCAACGACCAAGUGCCCGGCAUCGGCGUCUCGAACGGCUACGCUACCCCCGGCACCGCCCAGCUACAGGCCGCGGCUCUGUGGACCGCCUCGGGCGCUUUGUUCUCGCAUGACGCUGGCGUCAAGGGUACCGUGCAGACGGCACUGCUACAGGUGCGGCAGGCCACGGCGUACCAGCGGGCUCUGAUCGAGGUCGAGGUCGCGGCGAAACAGCUGGCCCUGAAGAUUGUGCAGGCCGAGGAGAUUGCGGGUGCGCUAGGGCAAGGCGACAUUGGUGAUGGUGACGGCGUCGGCAGGGAGGGAGAGGGGAUGGGGGACGACGAAGAGGACGACAUGGUGGUAGAGGGGCACGAGGAGGACGGGGCGGAGGGGAUCCAGCAGCACAUGAAGAGCCAGUAUGAUACCCCUCCUGGGGUUGAUGUGCCUGAGGGCGGCUCGUAG